Cydia pomonella (codling moth) is the source of this 4216-nucleotide messenger RNA. RefSeq lists its product as uncharacterized. The record is from RefSeq and is a predicted model, not a curated record. The transcript has 7 exons. The coding region runs from base 774 to 1805 and encodes 343 amino acids. Lineage: Eukaryota; Metazoa; Arthropoda; Insecta; Lepidoptera; Tortricidae.
AAUCUACCACAAAAUCUUACAUCGUUGAUUUGAUAUGUUUAAACAAAUACUCACCGAACUUGUGAAGCAAAUCGAAUGAACUUUACUGUGACACCUAUGUGAAACUGUGGUACCUAAUUCAUUUUUACUCCAAUGAAAAUUUACCGUGUGAACCGGUUGAUUGUACGUUUAAAAUCGAAUAUUUAAUUGCCGUGUGAACCCAGCCUCUGUUCUGAUUAUAUACAGGCCAGGUAGGUAUCAUGUUUGUUUUACCUGUUUGUAGAAAUCUAAUUUUCAUUCAAUUUUGAUUUUGUGGUUUGCGUUCGUGGAAGUGGUUGCACACAAACCACUACUAUUGUAAUUUAAUACUAAAACGUUAAAAUUUUCAUUAUGAUUGAGAUUUAUUCAUUUGAACAAAUUUGUGACAAAAACCAAAUUACUUCGGCUUUAAACUUGCUCAACAUUGCCUACCAUGCCCAACAUUGCCCUGCUUGAAACCACUUUUCAAAGGGAAACUUACAAAACCACACUUCACAUUUUUUUUAAACUUCUAAUGAUACUUUUUAUGUUAUAUAGAUUACCAAAUUCGUCGACAUACAUAUAUUAUAUUUAAUCGUCGAGAGAAAAAUAUUAUAGAGCUUCAUCGUGAAUUUUACUUGAACUGACUAUUUUAUUUUUAUGUGUGUGAUGCUGAAACACUUGAAUAUAUAAGGAUUGUCAUGUGUUUUUGUGUAAAGUGAAGUAAAAAUUGUGUGUGUGCCACAUGACAGUUCUCUUGAGGCUGGCAAGCAGGGAUGGCGCUUAUUCCGUCAACGGGCAGUCGCAUCUACGUGGCUUUCUUCGCGACAGUCUUCUGGGGAAUGGGUGUCCGAGGCCUGCACAACCUCGAGAUAAAUGUGCCAACGGCUGUGCUGGUCGGUGAAACCGUGACCUUGGAAUGCAGCUGGCAGCUGGAAGACGAGGAGGCGCUUUACAGCGUGAAGUGGUACCGCGGAAGAGAAGAGUUCUAUCGAUACAUUCCUAAGGAGUUACCCCACACGAGGGUGUUUCCUUUGCCAGGAAUUGAAGUUGACAUAUCCCGGUCCGGGGCGCGGCGCGUGGUGCUGCAGCAGGCCACGCCGGCGAUGGCGGGCCGGUUCCGCUGCGAGGUGUCCGCGGACGCACCUACCUUCCACACCGAGAUCCGCUCCGCGCCGCUAGAAGUUGUGGAGCCCCCGGAGUGGCGUCCGAAGCUAGUGUCGGAUCGGUCGUGGUACGGCGUGGGAUCUACCCUGCGCGCGACUUGUGCCGCGCCGCCCGCGCACCCUCCAGCCAACCUUACUUUUGCACUUAACGGCAGAGAGAUUGACUUGGACUCCCUAGUACACGAGUUACCGGAGUGGUUCAAAUGGGAUUUGCUGCCGAAGCCGGAGACGACGACGACGGAGCAGGCGGAAGAUGAAAACUUCAACAUAUUCCACGACGAGGGCAACAUCCAGUAUUUGGAUGAGUCUUACAUUAACCUGCAUAAGGAGGAGAUCCGGCGACCUCCAAAGGAGAGUCCUAAGCCGGUAUUCGAAAGAACGGGGCCGGACAACCGGCUGGUCUCAGUGGGAGAAGUAUCUUUCGUGGUGCGUAACGAGGCGUUCGAGCGCGGCAGCCUGCGCCUGACAUGCAUCGCCAGCAUAUACAACUUGUAUGCGGCGCGCGCGGAGCUCAUUUUCGACAUGGAGCAGCCGGAGGUGGCCUCCGUGCUAGGAGUACGAAAUGGGGCCGAAAAGUCAAAUAUCUUCAGCUCAUGGCGGAUACCAGCUGCGUUCGCGCUGCUGCUGUACAACAUGCGGUAGUCAUCUUCACGUUCAUUUUAGUACAAAUUCAAUUCUAAGGUCUCCAUACUAAUUGUGAUUCUCAUUUUGUACAAACUCAUUAAACAUAUCCAAAAGCAUGAAUUUAUCUUCCGUUAAGAAUACAAGUUUGUUUUAUAUCGAACAGAUCUUUAAAAUAAGUAUUUAAUCUUAGUCAUAGGUCACAAUGGCCAAAGUAUAUAAUAAAUAUUUAGUUAAUAUAGGUGGAGAGGGUUUUAUUAAGUGAAUAGAAAACUAUGCAUCUCAAACAUUUAAUAGUUGAUACAAUGUGAUAAAUAUAAUGGUUAUGUUUUUACGAAAGGUCUAACAGAUCUUUCAGCGACUGAAAUCGCGCGGUUGUUUUAUGCGAUAAACGCAUCUAUUUUUUUUUACUGCAUUGGAAUACAGGAUGUUUUUACUUUGUUCGACAGCUAAACAAAUUCAUUUAUUUUGUACACUAUUGAUUAGGAUUGAGUAUUUUUAGUACUUGGUGAGUCGUUUUAAAUAAAAUUAUGCAACCCACUGAAAACCUGAAAACACAUUCAGAAUUUCUUUUCUACGCCAAUUCUAAACGGUACUAUUUUUCACGCUUUGCAAUAAUCACCGAAUUCAAAAUUGAAUAUUUAACUGGUUCAUCAUAAAACAAUUUAAUGGAUUUUCUAUGGUUUUCAGUACCUAUUUAGAGUCAAUAAUGCUCGUCAGACGCAUCGCAUAAAAAAACACGCGCAUCACAAAACAGUUUGUACUCGACCGUGACGUAAUAAGUUCGCUACUAAUAUAAUUCGACUUCCAGGUUGCGUGCAUGUACCGUAUUCAACCAAAAGGGCACGGUUGUCAAUAAGGCACAACUGUCAAAAAAAAACAUAAUUAGAAAUAAUCCUUAUAAACAACCGACACAUAUUGCCCUUCGCCUUGUGCUGAAAACCUCACGAAUGCUCCGACUUAUACUAGUUUGGUGAUGGCAAGGUUCGGUGAAGUAGUCGGCAAUGUCGGUAUGUUGGUAUUAUGAAUCACAGUUCUCAAAGGAUUGUAUUAAUUAGAAUUGGUGCAAAGUGUCUAAGAAGUCUAUUAUGAAUAGACGUCUCGUCUAAAUAAUAAAAUUGUGUAAAUAGAUUUUAGAGACAGUUGUAAAAAGGUUCAUUUUAAGUGAACUGACUUGCCUCAGUUUCUGUUGGCUGUUCUAAGCCACCCUUUGUUUUCGUAAUACCCAUCUUAAAUUUUUGGAACAAUGGUUGCGAAGACUGAUGGAUUAAGUGGACUCUAUUAAGUAUUUCUGGCCAAAGCAAAAGGGAAUUUAGUUUAACAAUGCUAAGAUUUGACAUAAUUUAGUGAAAUCUACGCAAUAAAUAAUAACAUUAUCACACAAUGACUGUUAAGUGACUUAACAGUAGGCCAGCGAAGAGUUGAGCAUUAUUGUGCUUUGUCAUACUUUUUUGCCGAACAAGGUUGUCGGGUUUGCUAAGACGGUCAUAUAUAAAUAGGUAGUAAAACACAUUAAAUAUGAGACACAUCAACACGAAUCUCUAAUAUAUAAAAUAACAACCUUGCUGAGUUUGCUCAACAUAUUCUCGGCCACUAGACUGGCAACAUAGAGAUCUGUUGAGAACCAAUUUCAAAUGGCGCUCUCGAAUAAAAUUAGAAUAUGUAGGAGACUGAGCUUUGCUGGGAAAACAUAUAAAAACUCAAAAAUGCUCGUUUUCCCAGAGAUAUGACCUAGCUAGAUCGUCUUUUCGCCCCCGGAAACCCCUAUACAGCAAAUUUCAUUGCAAUCGUUAAAGCUGUUUCCCAGAUCCCAAUAUAUAUAUAUAUAUAUAUGUACAAGAAUUGCUCGUUGAAUGGUAUAACACACAUUAAGUCUGUGAUUGAUAAAUAAUAUUAUGUACUUGACUUUAUAUUACAAGAAGCCGUCUAAAAGCGGGGGUGUUUUACAUAUAGCGCUUUAUUCUUUCAAGAUCGAGAAUGUAAUGCAAGAAAUAAAACAUCUGGGUAUCAUAAAAUAGAAGUUAUUUACAUGUAAAAUGGUGUGAGCGCUUUAACAAGACACACGAAUGUAAAUCUGGUUCCGCCACUAAGACAUUUUACAACUUCAGCACCUGCAUCACACCUUUUUCUGGAUACUUUCCAUUUCAAGCUAUUUAACUUAUGAAAUGCUCAAAAUAUUGGGUAAAUAUUCGGAGAAAAUGUUAUUUCCAUGAAAUUAUAUACUGACACAUAAUUUGCUGCGAUAUUCCUCAUUUAGUUUUAUUAUGUAUAGUUAUUAAGUUUGAUCUAAUUUGUCUAUGUUGAUUUAGAAUAAAUACGUAGGUACAUAUAGUUUAUAUUAAUGAAUGGAUGAAUUAAAAUGUGUAAAUAAUAAUUUAACAGAUCUAUGUAAAUUUAAAUAAAUACAGAUUAGAAAUUAAACGAUGUUGGAA